Messenger RNA from Danio aesculapii, 6584 nucleotides. RefSeq names its product thyrotropin releasing hormone degrading enzyme, tandem duplicate 2 (gene trhde.2). The record is from RefSeq and is a predicted model, not a curated record. The transcript has 19 exons. The coding region runs from base 326 to 3310 and encodes 994 amino acids. Gene Ontology annotation, molecular function: zinc ion binding; peptide binding; metalloaminopeptidase activity. Gene Ontology annotation, biological process: peptide catabolic process; proteolysis. NCBI's taxonomy places the organism in Eukaryota, Metazoa, Chordata, Actinopteri, Cypriniformes, Danionidae. Gene Ontology annotation, cellular component: cytoplasm.
UGGAGGAUAGAGAGAUGAAGAGAGAGAAGAGAGAUUCACAACACUCUCUUCAUUGAUCAGAGCAGGUGCUGGACUUUCAUCCACAUCUCACUGAUGUCCGAGGAGAAAUGGCUCUGCGGUAGGACUCGAUGAGCUCCAGCAUCUGACCGAACGAACUUCAGAUUCUCAUCCAGUCUCGAGCUCAUCGAUCAGCGGCUUUUUCAUUCUGUCCCAAGCUUCUUUUUCGCGGGAUCUUUGCGGCAUUUCCCGCCUUUAAAUCAGCGUGAGCUGUAGCGCCUGAACGGAGGCUGAUGAUGAAUAUGAAACACAUCAGAUCGGGCAUAUAAUGGGCAUCGAGGACGCGGGCAUGAGGAACGGACGGGCUCUGUCCGAUCAGUGGGCCGACAGCGUGGUGGUCCGGCCCCGGACCACCGAGCAGCACAUCACGGUGCAUAAAAGACUGGUGCUGGGCUUCGCCAUCUCCAUCCUCACCCUCAUCAUCGUCACGGCCAUCGCCAUCACGCUCAGCGUCAGCUUCGAGAGAUGCGCUGCGGAGAGCAGCGGGGCUCUGGCCGCCAACGGCUCCAGCAACAGUAAGUGGAAACAGUCCCGGGACGGGAACAUCAGUCACAGAGAUUCGGAGGACGGCCAGCAGCCCUGGAGACACCUGCGCUUACCGGCCACCCUGCGCCCGCGCCACUACGACCUCCGCCUGACCGUGCACAUGGAGAACUUCAGCUUCUCCGGCGAGGUGAACAUCGAGUUUGAGUGCGUCAACUCUACCAAGCUGAUCGUGCUGCACUCGGACAGGCUAGAGCUGGACAAAGUGCUGGUGUUUUCGGACAGUAAGAAAGCGGGCGCUAUGCGGAUCCAGCGCCGGUUCCACUAUCAGCCCAAACAGGUGUAUGUGAUCGCGCUGCACAGAGAGAUGAAGCCCCUCAGAACAUACAAGAUCAACAUCACCUUCACCGCGCACAUCGAGCACGAGCUGCUGGGCUUCUUCCGCAGCUCCUACAUGCUCAAUGGAGAAAGAAGGUUUCUGGCGGUGACGCAGUUUUCUCCGACUCAUGCUAGAAAGGCCUUCCCAUGUUUUGAUGAGCCCAUCUAUAAAGCCACAUUCAGAGUGAGUCUGAAACACGAGAGCUCGUAUCAAUCGCUGUCCAACAUGCCAGUGGAGGCCACCACGUCUGAUGAGGACGGAUGGGUGACCAACCAUUUCUCCAGGACGCCUCGCAUGUCCACGUAUUACCUGGCCUGGGCCGUUUGUAACUUCACCUACAAAGAAGCAGUCGCAGACAAUGGAGUCAUGAUUCGGCUGUACGCCAGACCUGAUGCCAUCCAGAGCGGAUCGGGUGACUACGCUCUGCGCAUCACCAAGAGACUCCUGCAGUUUUACCAGGAUUACUUCAAAGUCAAAUAUUCCCUCCCCAAAUUAGAUCUGCUGGCAGUGCCGAAACAUCCGUAUGCAGCCAUGGAGAACUGGGGCCUCAGCGUGUUUGUGGAGCAGAAGAUCUUACUGGAUCCUGACAUCUCCUCCUUCUCCUAUCAGAUGGAGCUCACCAUGGUGGUGGUGCACGAGAUCUGCCAUCAGUGGUUCGGGGAUCUGGUCACACCGGUUUGGUGGGAGGACGUUUGGCUGAAAGAGGGAUUCGCUCAUUACUUUGAGUACAUUGGGACUGAUUUCCUCUUUCCAAAGUGGAACAUGGAGAAGCAGAGGUUUCUGACUGACGUCCUUCAUGAAGUGAUGUUGCUGGAUGGUUUGGCCAGUUCUCACCCGAUCUCUCAGCAAGUGUUUGAAGCCACAGACAUCGACAGAGUCUUUGACUGGAUCGCCUAUAAGAAGGGAGCUGCUCUGAUCCGAAUGCUGGCAAACGUCAUGGGACAAACACUAUUCCAGAGAGCCCUCAAUGAUUACUUGAUGACGCACAUGUACGGGAAUGCAGCAAGAGAUGACUUAUGGAACAAACUCUCCGAGGCUAUGCAGCGAGAGGGAAAGGAUAUCAACAUCACACAGGUUAUGGACCGCUGGACUCUACAGAUGGGCUAUCCGGUCGUCACCAUCAGCAAGAACGACAGUCUGGACAACAGUAUCACUAUUUCCCAAGAGCACUUUGUCUACGACACAGACGCCAAGAUCCAGAAUCCUGAGCUGUUCAACAAAAGCUUCCAGUGGCAAAUACCGCUAACGCUCGCAGUGGGAAACGCCAGUCACAUAUCAACUGAGACCAUCAUUUGGGUCACAGAUAAAACAGAGAUGCACAGAGUGGGUCACAUGGUUGGUGAGACAUGGUUGCUGGGCAACAUCAAUCAGACGGGCUACUUUAGAGUGAACUACGAUCUUCACAACUGGAAACUUCUUAUUCAACAGCUGAUGAGAAACCCGACGAUCAUCUCUGCGGGCAACAGGGCCGGUCUGAUUGAUGACGUCUUCAACCUGGCGAGAGCUGCAUAUUUGCCACAAAACAUCCCCCUGCAGAUGAUCUCCUAUUUGUCUCAUGAGACUGAGUUCCUGCCCUGGCACGCUGCUAGUCGAGCACUUUACCAGCUGGACAAACUCCUGGACCGCACUUUAGACCACAGCCUGUUCAGCGAUUAUGUUCUAAGACAGGUGGAACCAAAGUAUCACAAGCUCGGCUGGCCAGCCACUUCCCCUGACGGCUCCUUCAUGCAUUCAGCUUAUCAGACCGAAGAGCUGCAGAGAGAGGUGAUCAUGCUGGCCUGCAGUUUUGGAAACAAACACUGUCACCGCCAGGCUGUUUCUCUCAUUUCAGACUGGAUUUCCAGCAACAAGAACAGGAUUCCACCCAACGUCCGGGACAUUGUGUACUGCACAGGUGUUUCUCUAAUGGAUGAGGAUGUGUGGGAGUUUAUCUGGAUGAAGUUUCACUCAUCUACAGCUGUCUCUGAGAAGAAGGUUCUUCUGGAGGCCUUGACCUGCAGUGACAACAUCUUCCUGCUUAACAGGCUCCUGAAUCUGUCCCUCACGUCAGACCUUGUGCCGGAUCAGGAUGUGAUUGAUGUCAUCAUACAUGUGGCCCGCAAUCCACUGGGAAGACAUUUAGCAUGGAGAUAUUUCAGAGAGAAGUGGGACAUUUUGAACUCCAGGUAUGGAGAAGCUUUAUUUAUGAACUCAAAAUUAAUCAGCGGUGUGACAGAGUUUCUUAAUACUGAGGCCGAAUUGAAUGAGCUGAAAGAGUUCAUCUUGACCAGCGGAGGAGAGUCGGUGCCUGCGUUCGCUCGAGCCGUUGAGAUCGUUCAAGCCAAUGUAAAAUGGCACAUCCUGUUCCAGGAACAGUUUUACCAAUGGCUGCAGAAAGCUCCCGAUGGAUAAUGCAACAUUUAGCAUGGAGCGUUCAAUUAGCAUGGAGACUCUAUUAGACAUUUCGAGGCCAGUGACAUGAGGACACCUACGUCAUAUUAAAGAUCAAACAUUUACAGAGUCUGGGAAGCAGCACAACUUUACUUUUAUAUCCAUGUGAGGACUGAUGGAUCAGGAAAAAUUCCCAGAAAACAACAGUGCCGCCCUGCUGUCCAACACACUUACUACAACUGAGACUGUAAAAUGAAGAGGAGACUGGCAGCUUGAAUAAAACAGGGGUCUCAAACUCAAAUUGAUGGGGGGGCCAUUUCAGUGACUGACAAUUCAUAGCAGGACCGUUUUAACAUGCAAGCACAAAAAAGUGGAAACCUAACAAAAAGUAUGCUUUUUGUUUCUUGUUGUACAUAUUGAAGGGGUCGUUUAAAUUGCUAUGAAAAUACUACAAAUAAUAGGCAUAAUAAUUAUUAUUCUGUCCCAACCAAUUGUAUUGUCCCAAUAGUGUUAGAACAGCAGAAAACAGUUUGGGUAACUUAAGUGACUUUACUGGCAAUUGUUCUUCUCAAUUUCUUUCUUUUUUGUAAAACUACAGCAAAGAGGGAAAAAGAAUGUACACAUUCACAUUUACUUUAACAAGUUCAUUUCAAGUAGCAGUACAAUUUUACUUAUGCACAUAGUUUUUAUGCAAAUCUUAAUAAGCGUAUGAAAAAAAUCUAUUAAAUGGGACCAUUUGAAUCAGCUAUUAGCAAACUGAUCACAUUUGUUACACCACCAGCAUAACGUGCAAGCCAUAAAGAAGUGUUUGUACAACAAAAUGCAAUAGUAUAAAACUGAUAAUAAUCAAACGACCCUUGAAUAUUUACUAUAAUAGAGCUUUAGUAAAAAUAGAGAAAUUACAGACAUAUAUUUUAACGUUUAAAUCAGCCAUAAAAAUUAAAACGCAUGUGUGUUACUCCUGACCGUACACUGAGAAAAAAUAUAAGAAAAACGAAUCUGAAUGCAGUACCAUAAACAUCAACUAGGUGGCGGGUCAAUACCCCAAGUGGCUAGACGUGACUGCACAACAAUGAUAGUGGUUCAAAAAUCUAUGUUUUGGCAGGCAGAAUCUCAUUAUAUUUUUAACGUCAGGUGCGGGCUGGAGGGAGAGGAAGGGUGGCCCGUAAAUGGCUCAUAGGCUGGCAGUUUGAGACCCCUGGUAUAAAAUGAAUAGAUGAAAUUGUCAAUACUCUGGUCUCAGUCAAGUCCCAAUUUACUACAAACCACACAUGUAGAAAUAAAUAGCCAAACAGGCAAAUAUUUGAUCCUUUUUCUGGUCAGAUUGCAUUCGUAUCACAGUGUCCUAACUACACACGAUGCUGUGACACACAAAUAAAAAAAGUAUCUUUUCAAUGUUAAAGGGAGUUUUUGCCCAAACCAUCCACAAUGGUGACACACAGUUUUACUAUUUUAGAAAUGGUUUCCAGGUGACAUGGUGGCUCAGUGGUUAGCACUAUCACCUCACAGCAAGAAGGUCUCUGGUUCGAGUCCCAGCUGGGUCAGUUGGCAUUUCUGUGUUGAGUUUGCAUGUACUCCCAGCGUUCGCAUGGGUUUCCUCUGGGUGCUCCGGUUUCCCCCACAAGUCCAAAGACAUGCCCUAUAGGUGAAUUGGGUAAGAUAAAUUGGCCGUAGUGUAUGUGUGUGAAUGUGAGAGUGUAUGGAUGUUUCCCAGCAUUGGGUUGCAGCUAGAAGGCCAUCCACUGCAUAAAACAUACAGUAUGCCAGAUAAGUUGGCGGUUCAUUCCGCUGUGGCAACCCUUGAUGAAUACAGGGACUAAGCCGAAGGAGAAUGAAUGAAUGAAAGGGUUUCUUUUUCUGCAAUGUCACGGCUGAAAAAACAGCAUGACAAAGAUCACCUCAGGUGCUUAUUUUGUGCUUUAUUCAGUGUUAAUUGCUACCAAUAUGAGUUUGAAUACCUUUUUACAUGACAGCAGAUACAGAAGUCCUUCAGAUGUUGAAAAUAAAAUAGCCAGCAACAUAUAAACAUCAGAACUGUAAGCGUGCAAAUUAUCAUCAAUCACUCAGUAUGUUCUUGUAAUAACAUUAAAUAGGUUUAUUAUUUAUUAAUUCGGUUGUAAAUCUGUCUAUUUUGUUGAGUGUACUAUUCUUCUCUUAAAAAUGGCUGGCAUUUAAAUGUUUGCUUGAUUGCUUGAUACAGGAAUCUUGUUGGGUCGAGUGUUGUUAGGACGGUUAUAAUGUGAAAAAAAUCUUACAUUUUCUUUCCCCAAAUCAGCCAGAUUCAGAAGCUGUAUUUUCAUGUUUGAUAGCACCAACAACAACAAAAGAAAAUGGCCACAAAGGGACUAUUCUAUAAUACAUGCCUUUAUUUUCCAUAGGACUGCUGCGAUUCUCAGAAGAAACGAAGACUCUUUUUUUUAAAAAAGGUUUAAAUUUCAGUGAUAAGCUGCUGUUUGCUUUCCUUGCACAAUCACACCAUUUUGUUGAAUUCUAUUUUGUAUAGUAUCAAAUGAGGCCAUAUCUACCUUCAUCAAACAGUUAGCUAAAGAUAACUACAGGUCACAGGAGGAUUCAGACCAGGCCACUGUCAGUUGUCCGUUAUCAUGAACAAACACAGGUUUGUCUUAUUAGGGGUCGAUGCUAAUUAAGGAAUUCUUUAAGGUGCCUAUAUCUCUGUUGUAUUGGGUCAGUAGUGGACUGAAAGUGAGUUUUUACAAUGGACAUUCUAUGGUAUUGAUGAUGAUAUAACUUGAGGGAAAUGCAUAUGUAUGUGUGUUUAUGUAUAUAUUUAUACAAAGUUAAGUGCAUAUGGGUCAAAGAUGUGGAUUUUUUUCGCUUGUUUGUUUUUUCUUUUUUAAUAAAAGGGAUAUUUCACCCAUAAACAGCAUUAAUGUCAUCAUUUACUCAUCAUUUUCUUCAUCUUUGGAGCAAAAAUAAAGGCAUUUAAAUAUUUUUUUCAAGCAACCUAAAAAGCAACAUCAAAAGUACGACAUUGUAAGAGUAUCAAGACAUGGUAAAAGUAAUCCAUGUGCACUGAUUGGUUUAAUUCAAGAUCAUUUUUGUCUUACAUGACAUUUUUAAUCCAGCCCUUUAUUAAACAAUGAUCAAUGCACAUACGUAGAGCUUAUCAAAUAAGGUCACUCAUGUAAGAAUAAAGCUCAUUGGCUUGCAUGUUAAGCAAGCAUGGCUGUUUAAAUUACUGAAUUUUGGCUGAACUAUCCCUUUAAAUGAUUGUACUUAUGCAUUUUAUAUAGACAGUGAGAGGAAUGCUGUGCGUCUAUGAUGAGAGUAUUCA